Messenger RNA from Medicago truncatula (barrel medic), 1174 nucleotides. Its product is annotated as cyclin-U2-2. Gene Ontology annotation, biological process: regulation of cyclin-dependent protein serine/threonine kinase activity. The transcript is spliced from 2 exons. The record is from RefSeq and is a predicted model, not a curated record. NCBI's taxonomy places the organism in Eukaryota, Viridiplantae, Streptophyta, Magnoliopsida, Fabales, Fabaceae. Gene Ontology annotation, molecular function: protein kinase binding. The coding region runs from base 169 to 843 and encodes 224 amino acids.
UGGCAAAAAAUCCAUGUCAUUUCACUCUUUCUUAAUUCAACUCACUUCCUCACUCAUUCCAUUCCGAUCUCUACCAUUUCCUUUUGUGUAUAUAUAUAAAUAGGCCAUUGACAAAACCAUUCUACACCAAUAGAACCCCACACUCACUAACAACUUUCCCAUUUCAAGAUGGCAUCUUCAUCUCUAACAAUUUCACCAAGAAAGCUUCGUUCAGAUGUAUAUUCUUUUUCAUACCAACAAGAUUCAAGCACACCAUUAGUUAUAAAUGUUCUUGCUUCACUAAUUGAGAGAAACAUGGCAAGAACAAAGAGAAUAGUAAAAAAUUGUUCAAGAUCUUUGUCCAAAGCCAUUAGCACAAAUAUCUUUGAUUGUAGAGAGAUCCCAGAUUUGACAAUUCAAUCUUAUCUUGAGAGAAUUUUUAGGUACACUAAAGCAGGACCUUCAGUUUAUGUUGUGGCUUAUGUUUAUAUUGAUAGGUUUUGUCAGAUUAAUCCUGGAUUUAGAAUCAAUGCUAGGAAUGUUCAUAGGCUUCUUAUUACAACUAUCAUGGUGGCUUCCAAAUAUGUUGAAGACUUGAACUACAGAAAUUCAUACUUUGGAAGAGUUGGUGGAUUAACAACAAGUGAGAUAAACAAGUUAGAGUUGGAAUUCCUUUUCAUGAUGGGUUUCAAAUUACAUGUAAAUGUGAGUGUUUUUGAGAGUUAUUGUUCCCAUUUAGAGAGGGAAGUUGGAAUUGGAGGAGGGUAUCACAUUGAGAAGACACUUAGGUGUGCAGAAGAAAUCAAAGCUAGACAUAGAGAAGAAAUUCGGGGUUACGCACAGAUUCCUCGCGUCAUGUUGUAAUCAACUUGUUAUCUUUCUGUUGUUAUUUGAAUCAUGUAUCAUUGCGAUAUUGUGAGAGGCUAAAUUUGUGUAUGUUUGAAUGAGUGGUGAGUUUGUAAAAAUCACAGUGACACCGUGAGUCGUACCAUCGCAUCGAUUCUAGACACAGCCUGUUACUACUAUGUUGGGUUUCUUCACACACGUUUAGGAAGUUUUUGUGUACAAAUCAAGGUACCAAGGGAUUUGUUUGUUCUGGUUUUGAGUAAUAGGGAGAGCGCAACCAAUGCAUGAGAAAUGUAAAAGUUUGUUUUGUUUCUUACCAUGUAAUCAGUAUUUUUUUUUUUUCUUCAUA